AUGGCUGAACGCGGCGGUACUCGAGGAGGCUUUGGCACACGAGGUGGUCGUGGCGGCGAAGGUGGCCGUGGUCGAGGUGAAGGUGGCUUUCGUGGUGAAGGCGAAGGCCGUGGUCGAGGUCGUGGAGAAGGUGGUCGCGGUCGUGGCCGUGGUCGUCGUGGUCAACGUCCAAAGGAAGAUACUAAAGCAUGGGUACCAGUCACCAAACUUGGUCGUUUAGUUAAUGAUGGCAAAAUUCGUACACUUGAAGAAAUCUAUCUAUUUUCUUUACCCAUCAAAGAAGCUGAUAUAAUUGAUCGUCUCUUACCUGAUCUUAAGGAUGAAGUACUUAAAAUUAUGCCAGUACAGAAACAAACUCGAGCUGGUCAACGUACACGUUUCAAGGCUAUCGUUGUUGUUGGUGAUGGUAAAGGACACAUUGGUCUUGGUGUUAAAUGUUCAAAAGAAGUAGCAACUGCCAUUCGUGGUGCUAUUAUUCUUGCUAAACUCUCCGUUAUACCAGUACGACGAGGUUAUUGGGGUAACAAAAUUGGUGCACCACAUACAGUACCAUGCAAAGUAACAGGUGAAUGUGGUAGUGUACUCGUACGUUUAAUUCCAGCACCUCGAGGAACAAGUCUCGUAUGUGCUCCAGUACCAAAAAAACUUCUCCAAAUGGCCGGUAUUCAAGAUUGUUGGACAGCAGCUAAAGGAUGUACCGCUACACUUGGCAAUUUUGCUAAAGCAACAUACGCUGCAAUGGCAAUGACUUAUUCAUAUUUGACACCUGAUUUAUGGAAAGAAACUGUCUACACCAAAACACCAUUUCAAGAAUACAGUGAUCAUCUUGCCAAUACACAUAAGAAAUAUACUGUUGGUUUAGGUGAUAAACAUUAUCAAUAA
Molecule: messenger RNA, 882 nt
Organism: Adineta steineri
Lineage: Eukaryota; Metazoa; Rotifera; Eurotatoria; Adinetida; Adinetidae
Source: the annotation of a GenBank genome assembly